Molecule: messenger RNA, 1209 nt
Organism: Capsella rubella
Lineage: Eukaryota; Viridiplantae; Streptophyta; Magnoliopsida; Brassicales; Brassicaceae
Exons: 7
Coding region: 120-974 (284 amino acids)
Biological process (GO): response to hydrogen peroxide; protein complex oligomerization; response to heat
Source: RefSeq, a predicted model, not a curated record
AGAAGAUAUUUUCGAAUCCCGCGCGCUAAGUUGAAGCCACUCAUUUUUCUCAUCCAUUUAGUCCCCACUCGUUCGUCCACGUAUCGAAGAAAUCAUCAGAGAGAGAGAGAGAGAGAGAGAUGGAGCUUGAAUCCACCACCGCUCGACGCAGGCUCGCUGCCAUCGCCUCUCACUUCCCGGCUACCACUUACGAUCCCGCAUCUCUCGUCCCCUUGAACUGCAGCAGCAGUUUGAACUCUGUCAUCAGAAGGUGUGAUAACAAAAUCUCUUUUGCCCGGCAAGCAUCUUCUGAACAAGGUUUCUUUAUGAGGCAGGCUUCCACCGAUGAGGACCAUGAUGAGAACUUAGGCAUCACUUUGAAGAACUCUGUCAUUAGAAGGUGUGACAAUAGGCUGUAUUUUGCUCGGCAAGGAUCUUCUGCACAGGGUUUUUUUAUGAGGCAGGCUCUCACUGAUGAGAGGACCAUAUCACAAGAUGCUGCACCUACCAAGUGUUCUGCCACCAAAACAACUGGCUUCGAUUCCUCUUCACCUGAGUACGCCGCGCCACAGUUUUCUAAGCCUGCAAAAGAGGAGUUCGUUUUUUCUUCCGUAUCACCAAAGCAGCAAAAAGAAAUGCCUAAGCCUGAUCUUCCUAAGUUAGCCAAUCUAGGUACUGUUUGGUCUCCGAGAUCAAAUGUUGCUGAAUCUGAACACAGCUAUGUUGUGGCAAUGGAGCUACCAGGGGCCAGCAUUAAUGAUAUAAGAGUGGAGGUCGACAACAUAAACUUGACUGUGACAGGUAGACGCACAUCUAUCUGUCAAAGAGACAGAGUUGAGGCAGGCACCAAAGCUUCAAUCCUUGGAUAUCAUAAGCAAGAAAUACUACAGGGACCAUUCAAAGUUUCCUGGCCUCUCCCCAGGAAUGUGAACAAGGAUAAUGUUUCCGCUGAAUUUAUGGAUGGGAUUCUGAGAAUAGUUAUUCCAAAGCUUUGAGGGUUCAUCGUUCUGGAACCAUAUAUACAUACGGUAAACGAUAUGUGUGAUAUAAUAUUAUAUAUAUGUCAAUAUGUGUGCAGUUUGUGUGGAAGAAAAGUCAACACUGAAGAAAGAUAUGUAAAAUAGAUUGGUCUGCUUUUAUAUAUCAAGGAUUGCAGACAGGCAUUACUCAGCUGAUAAAGUAAAGCCAUGUAAACAAUCGAUAAAUAUAUAAAAAAUAAAUCCUUCAUUA